This is a messenger RNA of Rhododendron vialii, 2469 nucleotides long. RefSeq lists its product as uncharacterized. NCBI's taxonomy places the organism in Eukaryota, Viridiplantae, Streptophyta, Magnoliopsida, Ericales, Ericaceae. The coding region runs from base 239 to 2248 and encodes 669 amino acids. The record is from RefSeq and is a predicted model, not a curated record. The transcript is spliced from 4 exons.
AAUGAUAUCCCUGCCCCCCCCUAUAUAAUCCCCCCGAUCUUUUCGCUGUGCGCUUGAUAGUAGUAUCUCCAUUGGCGUCCACUCGUUCCCUUCGCCCUAUCUCUCCAUAGCGAUUUCAUCUUCAAUUUCAGGUCUCCUUUCGAUUCUUUCAUUCGUAGUUUGUUUAAAUUCGAUUCGUCGUCCUUUAAGACGCACGAAAUACUUAGGGUUUCGUAUCUUGUUUGUUUCGAUUUCAAAUAUGGUUAACCCUGACGAACAACGAUCGGUCGAUGACCGCGAUGCCGAGGGCACGAUUGAUCGGACAAACGGCGAUGGUUUUGGUGAUUGGAGUGCCGUCGAGGCGUCUGGGAGUGGAACGACGUCGAAUUCGGGACGUUUGACGGGCGGCGGCGGUGGAGCAGACGAAGGGGAUGGAGAUCUGUCGCUUCGAUAUAGCGAUGGGGUUGAUAGGGUUAUGCAGUUUCUCCAGGCUCUUGAUUUGCAGGUCAUGGGGGCGUGUCGGGCCGAUGAGAGGUUAAAGCCCUUGUUCAAGCUGAAUAACGCGACUGGUGCUGCCGAAGAUCGCUUGCUGGCGCAGCUGAGUCAGCACUUUGAGCCGUCGGAAGUAGGUAUGCUGGCGAGGUGCUUGUGCAUUCCCCUUGUUUCCAUUCGCGUAGGAAAGAUCAACAAGCGAGGAACUCUGUUGUGCCCUACAACUUCAAGGGGGAAUCUGAAUCUAACGCUCUUGCCAACAUCUGAUCUGCGUUUCUCAUUCAUCGGGGAUGACGGUCGUACGGAGAGACUGCUAACCCUUAGCAAUUCUCAGUGCUCUGCUGUAGUAGUUGAAGAGAUCCCAGCAGACAUGUCUGGGCGGUCUUUCCUAAUAAAGAUACCAGAUGGCGAGGUUUUAUAUUUUUGGUGCUCGGAGAAGUCAAAACUCCUAGGCAAUGAGUUGUUUACAAAGAUGAAGGAUCUACUUAAGAGGAAGCCCUCUCUUGCUGAACUAACUAGAAUCAGUGAGUCGCGCCUGGACUGUUUCGCAACUCAUCUCCGAACUUACCUUCUGGGGUCCACUGUUACUGUCACCCGAUCAAGUACGACUCCUCCCUCGAAUGCCUCAUCAGAUACAUCUGAAAAUUUUCAAGCUGCUCAACUUGGUUCUGCAUCUGCAAAGCCUUCACGUGCCCGACACCUCGGGAUUCAAUCAGGAAAGAGUAAUUCUAUCUACCAGGGCAGCCUCAGUCCACGGUCAAGUUCCUUUAAAGAAGGCCUGCCCAGAAGUUUCUCAUCCUUGAGAAGUGCAGCCCGGGAAAAGCUAAGGCGUCGUGACAUCCAAUUUUCAGUGGUUGACGACCUGUCUGUCACUUUGCCAGUUACCACAGAUGUGUCGACGUCAGACAAACUACAAGAGGCUAACAGAAUUUUCUUACCAUCUUCAAAUUCGUUGGAAUCACUUGGGAAAUCUGUUGCUCUACCCUUUUUAAGCCCUAAUACAUCUCAAGGACCUUCAGUAGGUUUAUCAUCACUUUUUUCACCCUAUUAUUGCUGGUGCCCUCCUGUUGCAUCAACCAUGCAAUACACGCUACCAAUCCCAUCAUCAACCGAAUCACUAUCUUUACCGCCGCUUUCUUCUUUUCUACCAGCUGCUAGGUCGUCUAGUGGGCUUAGUGUCACUGAUUUCCCGCCUAUAGAUUUCCCCCCGCUGCUGCCUGACCCACUUGUCAGGUUUCCGCUACCCAGGUCUAGUUCACAGCAGAUCCCAACGUUCACACCUUUAAUGUGCGACUCUAUUGUCCACAUCCCAUUCAUUGAUGUUUGCUCCUCUGGCCAAGGGUACCUUGUGAGUGCGGGUCCUGCCAUUUCAACCACCAUUACCCCGCUACACCCAACACUUGUGAACCCUUUGGGCCAAGAAACUGAUUCUGUUGUUGAAAAGGGUGCAAGAGAGACUCUGCGUCUGCUCUUAAGUAGUUCAAGCCAGACCAACCAACAGCUGAUGAAUGUAUUCCCAUCUGUUCUUACCUGUACUGAUGAGAAACAGAGCAUUCUUGUUGCUGGGAGCCAAGGCUUCUACACUGGGGCAGGGGAUAUUGGUGCUAUUGCAAACAGCAUCUCUGCCAUAGGGCUGGUUUCUCUCCCGGAGAAAUCAAUGGGAGAAGUGAAGAGAUGCACCAGCCAGGGUAAGUUGGUGGAUCAGUUAGAGAAAUCAGGCGGUCCUGGUGACGGUGAGGGUUCAGUUUCAAAAUUUAGGGACGAAAGGACUGAUUGAUGGAAACCUGUUUGGAAUUUUGGGGGGGAGAUGCUUUGUAAAUCCGAUCUUUUUGUUGUUCCUGAAAGUGUAGAUAUGUGGCUUUAGUGUUUGUGAUCCAAGUUGUAAUUACCCUUGUAAUUCAGCCAUUCAUGGGCAGUUUUUUGAUUGUUCGAUUCCAUGACUAGAGUAUGUGAAUGUUUGCAUCUUUUGGUUCAAAUGUGCACUAUUUUUUUGCUGUA